AUGAGCUUACAAGAUGGCGGCUCCAGCUACGCCAUGGCCACCGCUAGUGGCAGCAUGCGGCGGCGCCUGGAAGACCAGGAGUUCAGUCUUCGCGUCUACCCAGGCACCCUGGCUGAGGGCACAAUCUAUUGCCCCGUCAGCGCCCGCAAGAAUACCACAGCUGCUGAAGCCAUCGAGUGCCUCAUCGAGCGGUUGCACCUGGAGCGUACCAAAUGCUACGUGUUGGCUGAGGUGAAGGAGUUUGGUGGGGAGGAAUGGAUCCUGAAUCCCUGUGACUGCCCUGUCCAGCGGAUGAUGUUGUGGCCACGAAGUGCACUGGAGAAUCGCAGCGGUCUGGGCAGCGGCGAAGACUACCGCUUCCUCCUGCGGGAGAAGAACCUAGAUGGAUCUAUUCACUAUGGGGGCAGCCUGCAGAUGUGGCUGAGGGUGACUGAGGAGCGCCGGCGCAUGGUAGAAAGGGGUUUCCUCCCCCAGCCUGCAGGGAGCAACCCUCCGUCCGACCUGUGCUCUCUCCCAGAGCUAACUGAGCGCGCCAUUUUGGAAAGCCUUCGUGCGCGUUUCCGGCAGGAGAAGAUCUACACUUACAUUGGGAGUAUUCUUAUUGUGAUUAACCCGUUCCAGUUCCUGCCAAUCUACAAUCCUAAAUAUGUCAAAUUGUACGACAACCAUGCUCUGGGGAAGCUGGAACCCCACAUUUACGCUGUAGCGGAUGUGGCGUAUCAUGCAAUGCUGCAGCGAAGAAAGAACCAGUGCAUUGUCAUUUCUGGUGAAAGUGGGUCUGGAAAGACCCAGAGCACUAACUUCCUCAUUCAUCACCUGACGGCCCUCAGCCAGAAGGGGUUCGCCAGCGGGGUGGAGCAGAUCAUCCUGGGAGCUGGGCCAGUGUUAGAGGCCUUUGGGAACGCCAAGACGGCCCACAACAACAACUCCAGCCGCUUCGGAAAGUUCAUCCAGGUCAACUACCAGGAAAGUGGCACUGUCAGGGGAGCCUAUGUGGAGAAGUACCUGCUGGAGAAAUCACGCCUUGUGUACCAGGAGCACAAUGAGAGGAACUACCAUGUGUUCUACUACCUGUUGGCCGGAGCCAGUGAAGAUGAGAGGAAGUCUUUUCACCUGCUUAAACCUGAGGAAUACCACUACCUCAACCAGAUGACAAAGAAAUCGCACAAACUCCACUGGGACAAUUACUAUGACAGCGAGCUGCAGGACUGCUUCACCGUGGAAGGAGAGGAUCUGAAACACGACUUUGAGCGCCUGCAGCUGGCGAUGGAGAUGGUCGGCUUCCUCCCCGCCACACGCAAACAGAUUUUCUCACUGCUGUCAGCAAUCCUCCAUCUGGGCAACAUCCGCUACAAGAAGAAGACCUACAGGGACGAUUCAAUCGACAUCUGCAACCCAGAGGUCCUGCCCACCGUCUCAGAGCUGCUAGAGGUAAAGGAGGAGAUGCUGCUCGAAGCGCUGACGACCAGGAAAACUGUCACUGUCGGAGAAAGGCUCAUCGUGCCCUACAAACUUGCUGAGGUGGGCACUGUGAGGGACUCCAUGGCCAAGUCACUGUACAGUGCGCUGUUCGACUGGAUUGUGUUCAGGACCAACCACGCCCUGCUCAACAACAAGGACCUGGAGGACAGUUCAAAGAUCCUGUCCAUAGGAGUCCUCGACAUCUUUGGUUUUGAGGAUUAUGAGAGCAACAGCUUUGAACAGUUCUGCAUCAACUUUGCCAACGAGCGACUCCAGCACUACUUCAACCAGCACAUCUUCAAAUUAGAACAGGAGGAGUACAGGUCAGAGGGCAUCACCUGGCACAACAUCGACUACAUCGACAACAGUGGCUGCAUCAAUCUCAUCAGCAAGAAACCGACCGCUCUGUUCCACCUGCUGGAUGAGGAGUGCAAUUUCCCUCAGGCUUCCAAUCAGACCUUGCUGGACAAGUUCAAGCGUCAGCAUGAAGGAAACAGCUACAUCGAGUUCCCUGCUGUCAUGGAGCCUGCCUUCAUCAUCAGACACUACGCUGGUAAAGUCAAGUACAGAGUCAAGGACUUCAGGGAGAAGAACACCGACCACAUGCGACCCGAUGUCGUGGCCUUGCUAAAGAGUAGCAAGAACGCCUUCAUCUGUGGUCUGAUGGGAAUCGACCCCGUGGCGACUUUCCGCUGGGCCGUUCUGCGAGCUUACUUCAGAGCCCUGGUGGGUUUCAGGGAGGCCGGCCGCAGACACACCCACAAAAAAACUGCAAACGAUGCAGCAGUUCCCUGUACAGUUGUUAAAACUGUCGACAGCUUCAGUUUCCUCCACCACCCGGUUCACCAGAGGAGCCUUGAGAUCCUUCAAAGAUGCAAAGAUGAGAAAUACAGUAUCACAAGAAAGAAUCCCCGCACUCCUCUGUCAGAUCUUCAAGGCACCAACGCCCUGAAUGAGAAAGCCAGCUGGGAUGGCUAUGGCGUUGGCUGCAACGGUCGCAGCUCCAGAUCGAGUCGUCUCUCCUCAACAGGAAGUCCCGCCCUGGAGGAGGAUGGGAUCUUCCUCAACUCGACCAACAGCAAGCUCCUGGAGAGAGCUCAGGGUAUACUGAUGAGAAACAAAAACUGCAAAAGCAAGCCUGCCCUUCCCAAGCACUUGUUGGACGUCAAGUCCCUGCGCUACCUGAGCAGCGUGACGCUGCACGACCGCAUCACCAAGUCUCUGCUUCACCUGCACAAGAAGAAGAAGCCGCCAAGCAUCAGUGCACAGUUCCAGGCUUCCCUCAAUAAGCUGAUGGAGACGCUCGAUCAGUCGGAGCCGUAUUUCGUGAAGUGUAUUCGAUCCAACGCUGAGAAGCUGCCGUUGCGUUUCAAUGACACUCUGGUGCUCAGACAACUCAGAUACACAGGGAUGCUGGAAACUGUCCGCAUCCGCCAAUCAGGAUACAGCAUCAAGUACACCUUCCAGGACUUUGUGCGUCACUUCCGCGUGCUGCUGCCUCGAGGCACGAACCCAACCAAGUCAGGUAUCAGGGAGUUUUUCAGACAGAUCCACCUGCUGCCCUCUGGGUAUCAAGUGGGCAACACAAUGGUGUUCCUGCGGGAGGUGGAGCGACAGCGACUUCAAACCCUCCUCCAUCAGGAGGUGCUGCGGCGAAUCGUCAUGCUGCAGCGCCGCUUCAGGGGCGUGCUGGAGCGGAAGCACUUUGUUGACAUGAGACGAGCAGCUUGUGCCAUCCAGCGAUGGUGGCGACGCUGCCUCCUCAACCAAUCCACCAUGGACUUCACGAUUGAGGAGGGGGCGGCGGUUUGUCUGCAGGCUGCCUGGAGGAGCUACACGCAGCACCGGAAGUUCCUGCAGUGGCGAGAGGCCGCCGUCAUCAUUCAGAGGAGCUGGAGAAACUGCCGCCACCGCAGAACUUUGGCAGCUGUAAUGGUUCAAACAGCCUGGAGGGGAUUCAGAGAGAGGAGCCGCUACUGUCGGACGUACAGGGCCGUGACGCAGCUGCAGACGACGGGCAGAGGAUACCUGGCUCGUCUCAGGUUCCGAGAAUUGAAGAAGCAGCAUGAAAGACAGCGACUCAGUGGCCGUUCAUCUGCAGAGAUGGAUGCAGGAACCACGGAGGAGCUUACAACAUCAGGACAGGAGAGUAAUGUCCAGGACGUCUCUGCAGAGCUCUCUGAAGACCACAAGGCUGUUCUGUUCGGUGUGGGAGAGACAGAAAGAGGAGAGCACUCGGAGCGAAGCAGGAGCAUGGAUGAGAUGAGCCACAAGAACCGGUCGAAACGAGAGAGCAGACGGAUGAGAGAGUUGGAGCAGGCUCAGUUCAGCCUGAAGCUUCUGAAGGUCCGCACCACUAGUGUAGGAGGUCCUGCUCAGGAGGACCUGGUCCCUGAGAGCGGCACCUCACAGCUGGAGGAGCAUCACAGACAUUCUCCCCGAGGAUCCCCAGCUAGUCAAGGAAGCUUUGAAUUCCUCAGUGUAGAAGACAUGGAGUCUGAAGGCUCUGCACCCCAAGACCAACCCCAAGCUCGAGAUAUACAACUACAAGAGGAGCAAAGAGAUCCAAACUAUAAUGAAAAACUUCUGUCCGAGGUUACCAGGGCAACAUUUUAUAUCGCUUCUGACCAAAGUCCAGUUCAUGAACCAAAAUUCGAAAGUCCCAGCAAAUCUUACAAAGAGAGAAGGGAGUCUACGUCUCGAAGGCCAGUUGUGGUUUUAAUCAGUAUGCAGAAGGAAAGCCCUGUGGAUGAGGAGGAGCUGCUGGCAGCCCAAAUCCCAGAAAGAGCUCCUCAAACAGGAGCAACAUCAUCCACUUGUCAAAUGACUCCCAUUGUAGGCCUGGAGGUGGGAUCAGAAAUCGAGCCGGCUCCUGUGACUGCUCCCCUGGCCACAAGAGAUGUAAACGGGGUGGAUAAGUCCUUUAAUGUCCCCUCUUCAACUGCUCUUGGGUCAAGUCCAGACGUAGCAGGGCUUUGCUCCUCAGAGGUGGACAUCCAGAUCGUCUUGGAGCCCAAGCCCACCGUUCUCCAUGGUCAGCAGGAAAGGAGUGUGGUACAGCCGACGCAGGAGGCUCCCAGCACGAUCCUGGACACCAAACCUCCCAAAGCCCAGAAGAAGAGCUCAGCCCAGACUGUGAUUGUGAACAUGCUGGAGAAACCGUCUGCCACAGUGUUCUCUCCACCCAGACGCAAACUACCAUUCUCCAAGUCAGAUAAGGACUUGGUGAACCAGGAAAGAUCUCUUGCCAUGUUCAGAGACGACUCCAAAUCUGCUGGGUCCAGAAACAGAGAGCAGGUUGGCCGUCCAGUUCCCAAAAAGAAAGCUAGAAUGUCCCGGACACGCUCCGACUUCCUCACCCGCUGUAACUCUGAGGGGGCAACCCAGUCGGACGACGACGACGAGUACUACACCCCCGCCCUCUCCCACACGCUGCCCCCCUCCCUGUCCCUCCCACACGCCCACCCUGAGACGGACUGUCACAGUGACUCAGAGAUGUCUUCUCAUAAAGACCAGAAGAAGAUCCAUAAGACCAUGUCAUCAGGAGACCUGGGCAAGGUUGAGGUCCUGAGGAAAACCUCCAGUCACGAAGGAAGCAGGAUGAGAGGGAAGAUGCGAUUCUGGAGUAAGACGAAGCAUGGAGAGAAAAAACUGUCAAGGGAGAAGCAGGCUAGCAGGAGCGAAGCAGGAGAGACACAUGAAGGUCCCUCUCUCCUGCACAGUCUGGACCUUGAUGCGGCUUCUGCAACGGGGGUCAGGGACAGUAAGGAGAGCAAGGAGCUGUCUCCUAAAAUAAGACGUCGCAGUGUGAAGAUCAGCAGCAUCACCCUGGAGCCCGCCCAGUGGCAGAACGACGCCCUGCACAUCCUCACGUCGGCCCACGACUACCGCAGCAUGAACGACUUUCUAAUGAAGAAGAUCGCUGACCUAGAUUCUGAGGAUGGUAAGAAGGACACCAUGGUGGAUGUCGUGUUCAAGAAGGCGCUGAAGGAGUUCAGGAUCAACAUCUUCAACUCGUACUCCACUGCUCUGGCUAUGGAUGAUGGGAAGAGCAUCCGUUACAAGGAUCUUUACGCCUUGUUCGAGCACAUCCUGGAGAAGACCAUGCGUCUGGAGCAGAGAGACUGGAGCGAGUCACCGGUGAAGGUGUGGGUCAACACCUUUAAGGUCUUCCUGGAUGAAUUCAUGACUGAGUACAAGCCCAUGGAGGGAACCAUCGGCAGGGCUCCUAAACGUGAGCGCAAGAAGUCGAGGAAGAAGGAAACUGACAUUGUGGAAGAACACAAUGGCCACAUCUUCAAGUCCACCCAGUACAGCAUCCCCACCUACUGCGAGUACUGCUCCUCCCUCAUCUGGAUGAUGGACCGAGCCUGCGUCUGCAAACUGUGUCGUUACGCCUGCCACAGGAAGUGCUGCACGAGAAUGACGACCAAGUGCAGUAAAAAGUACGAUCCAGAGUUGUCCUCGCGGCAGUUUGGCGUGGAGUUGUCUCGUCUGACCAGCGAGGAGCGGACGGUGCCGCAGCUGGUGGAGAAGCUCAUCAACUACAUCGAGAUGCACGGCCUCUACACAGAGGGGAUCUACAGGAAGUCGGGCUCCACCAAUAAGAUCAAAGAACUCCGUCUGGGGCUGGACACAGAUGUGAACAGUGUGAACCUGGAUGACUACAACAUCCACGUCAUUGCCAGUGUUCUCAAACAGUGGCUGCGUGACCUGCCCAGCCCUCUCAUGACCUUUGAACUGUACGAAGAGUUCCUCAGGGCCAUGGGUCAGCCUGACAAGCGGGAGGUAAUCCAAGGGGCGUAUUCGGUGAUCGACCAGCUCAGCAGGACACACCUGAGCACACUGGAGCGUCUCAUCUUCCAUCUGGUUAGGAUCGCCCUGCAGGAGGAGACGAACAGGAUGUCAGCCAACGCCCUCGCUAUCGUGUUUGCUCCCUGCAUCCUGCGCUGCCCCGACUCCAUUGAUCCUCUGCAGAGCGUCCAGGACAUCAGCAAAACCACUGCAUGUGUGGAGCUCAUCAUCAACGAGCAGAUGAGAAAGUACAGAGCUCGACUGAAGGACAUCAGCAGUCUGGAAUUUGCAGAAAGCAAAGCCAAGAGCAGACUGACCCACAUCAGGAAAUCCAUGAAACCAGUACUAAUUGCUGUUAGGUUUAUGAGCAUUACCCGCACUGCCACCCCGAGCAUAGGCCGCGUUCGCCCGAGCAGCACCCACACGCCCUCGCCUCCCCUCAGCCCCCGAGCGUCUUCUGAGCUGGAUGGAGACAGUGCAGGAGGAGGAGAAGGAGGAGAGGAUGCAGCGGAGGCUGGGCUGAACGAGCCACAGCAGCUGGCGAUGCAGCAGGAGGAGCGGAUCCUCACUGAGCAGAUUGAGAGUCUGCAGAAAGAGAAGGAGGAGCUGACGUAUGAGAUGUUGAUCUUGGAGCCGCGGGUGUCUGACGAUGAGACUCCUGAGUCUGAAGCCUCCAUCGGCACAGCAGACAGCUCUGAAAAUAUCACCAUGGAGACCAAAGGAGCUACGUCCGACCCCUCGGAGCCCUGCACUUAUCGCUCCAGAAAGUCGGAGGCAAAGAGCAGACGAGCUCUGCAUCGCCAGCCGGAUUCCCAGGACUCAGCAGACUCCAUCUCCACGAUCUCCUCAUCCUACCACCCCUCCUCUUCUCUCUCCUCAAACGCCUCCGGCUCUCCGUCCCCUCACUAUCGGUUUCGCUCUUCCUCUUCCGGGCCACUGCUCACCUCCUGCAGUUUGGGGACCACCCCGUUGGGCGAGGCAGAGGCAGGUCACAGAGGUGGCAAGUCCCAGCACAGGCUCCGGCUGAGCCGCAGCUCCCCACGCGAGCCCUCGGGAACCCACCGGAGGGAGUCCGAAUUCAGCUCGGGGCCACAGCAGCUGGUUCUGUAUGGCAGCAACGAGUUCAUGGUGUGA
Limanda limanda (common dab) is the source of this 7389-nucleotide messenger RNA. Its product is annotated as unconventional myosin-IXAa-like. Gene Ontology annotation, biological process: intracellular signal transduction. The coding region runs from base 1 to 7389 and encodes 2462 amino acids. Gene Ontology annotation, cellular component: myosin complex. The record is from RefSeq and is a predicted model, not a curated record. Gene Ontology annotation, molecular function: protein binding; ATP binding; microfilament motor activity. The transcript is spliced from 43 exons. Lineage: Eukaryota; Metazoa; Chordata; Actinopteri; Pleuronectiformes; Pleuronectidae.